AGCUGAACGGGAAGCGCAUGUGAUGCGCUCUCUUGCUAAAUAUAUAUCCUCUUGUUGACUUUCAGCAGGUCCGCUAGAGAAACACGCUUUCCUCUAUUUCUUAAUAAGCCUCUUCCCUCCCUAUCACAGUCAGCUGAAGACAGCAGCGGUCAGUGCGUCCGGGGACAUGGCAGAGGCAGAGCCCGCGAGAAAGAGGCUGAAGAGCAGCCUGCCUGUGUGCGGAUCACACCGGAGCUCCGCGGGCAGCAGCAGCCGCGCCAGACAGAACCUGUCACCCGCCGUGGAGGAGGCUGUGUGCGGCGUGUGCAGCCUGCUGUGGAACGGUGCUUACAGACUGCAGGCUCUGGCCAGUGCAUUUGAGAGGGAAGACAUCGCUCUGCCUCGCGUCGCGGCUUUCUUCCACAAGGAGGCUGUGAAACAGCAGGCCAACAUCGAGGACAUGCUUAACUACCUGGCUGAGAGGGGAGGGCAGUACUGUGGCAAGGACAUCCAGCGGCCAAAUUGUGAGGCGAUCUGCGCUCUGUUACCAGCUCUGGAGCUGCUGGAGCUCCAGCUGAAAGAGGAGGCUGUUGUGUUGGUUGACUUGAGCCAGCUGGCCCGCAAGCAUGAAGAUCCCCACACCGCCAGUGUUGUGAAGAGCCACUUCCUUACACCAAGGGUCGAUCGCAUCAAAUUGCUGGGCGACCUGCUUACCAGUGCACGUCAAGUGGGCUGCACCAUGGACGAGAAGGGUGGGUUUGGGGAGUAUAUCCUGAAUGAGCUGCAGGAAGAAUUCACCGAAUGAACCGGUGGUUUAUGCUUCUCAUUUCGCCAAUCUGAAAUAUACAGAAAUUAGACAUUUUGAGAACUUUGCUAGUUAGAGAGCAAAGUUCUAGAUAGCGUCCCACCAAGUUAGCGCAAAGAAACCAAGAGAAAACUGUUAGUAAAAGCCAUCAGCUCUACAUUCCACGAUUUACAUUACCUAUUCAAAAAUGAGCUUUUUUCUCCUGUAAACAAACUAGAGAAAGCACUCAGACAGUGCAAACCCGAUAGAUCAAGACAGAGAUGAAUGUUUAAUCGAGCUAUAGCACAAAGUAUCAGGGAGAAAACUAAAUUCUCUAGCAGGCUGCCUAAUUUGCUCUUUGUCAUUAUAUUUAUAUAAUUUUAUUAUUAUAUUUAAAAAAACAAAGCAGACAAACCAAAAACUAGACGCUGGAGGAAACAAGUCCAGUGCCACCAAAAGAGAUCCAAGCACCUUUAUCAACAACUGCAAAGAAGUUCAUACACUCAUAUGCUCCAUGAAUCAGUGUUACUGAUUUUGUUGUGUCCUUUUCAUCUUGUUCUUGAUGUAUGAUUGUCUGCCAUUAUAAGUGAAUUACUCCAAGUUUUUUGUAAAAGGUUUUUGUACUACAACAACAACAUAAGAUAUUUUCUACCCAAGCAGAAUGAAGUUUGUUUGUUUUAGAAGCCUUUGCUUUUUUAUUAUUCUUGGAUUUGUAUUUUUGAAUGGCAGCGGUUUAAAACUGGGCCUGGGCCGACAUUUUGUUUGACUGAAUUAAAACAAAAC
This is a messenger RNA of Solea solea (common sole), 1546 nucleotides long. Its product is annotated as Ferritin light chain, oocyte isoform-like. The record is from RefSeq and is a predicted model, not a curated record. Lineage: Eukaryota; Metazoa; Chordata; Actinopteri; Pleuronectiformes; Soleidae. Gene Ontology annotation, cellular component: cytoplasm. The transcript is spliced from 3 exons. The coding region runs from base 167 to 784 and encodes 205 amino acids. Gene Ontology annotation, biological process: intracellular iron ion homeostasis; iron ion transport. Gene Ontology annotation, molecular function: ferrous iron binding; ferric iron binding.